AUGAACCGGAGCUCUGGAAAGGAAAGGGAAAGGUACGGUGAAGCAAGGCAUGACAACCAACCACCACCCGGUCUUCCCGAUGAGUACCCGAUUAAUCUUACAGAUACACUACCAGGUGAUCUACUAUUUCAGGACAUCACCGAUACCGAAGUUGCAGAAGCGAUAGCAGAUACAAGUAACACGUCAGCACCAGGAUUCUCACAACAGUCCUACCAACAAGUUAAGUGGGCUUUCCAAUCCCAGCGCGACAUAAUAACAACACUUUACAGGAGAUGCCUAAAAGCGGGAUACCACCCUCUGACAUGGCGCCAAGCCAUAGCGGUAGCUCUAAGGAAACCCCGAAAACCAAAAUUUUCAAAACCACGAGCAUACCGCCUAAUUACCCUCCUAGAGUGCUUAGGCAAAAUCCUGGAGAAGAUUGUGGCCCGUUGUCUCCAAUACUUA
Lentinula edodes (shiitake mushroom) is the source of this 444-nucleotide messenger RNA. RefSeq lists its product as uncharacterized. NCBI's taxonomy places the organism in Eukaryota, Fungi, Basidiomycota, Agaricomycetes, Agaricales, Omphalotaceae. The annotation marks the transcript as partial. The record is from RefSeq and is a predicted model, not a curated record. The transcript has a single exon.